GGCGCCUCUACCGGCUGCACAGCUCAAACUCAGCAGCUUCUCCUCGCCGCGGUCACGGAGUGUUUGUCCCGAUCAGCUCCACAUGGCGGCGUAGCUGCACCUUAGCCGGUGUGUGUGCCGCAUCGUUUCUCUCUCUCUCUUUCUGAGACCCUUUCUCAAAACACACUCAUAGACGAGCAGCAGAAAAGAGUUCAAUACACACAUCUAUUGUAUUAACUCCCUCUAUCCCUUCUGUCUGCUUCCUUCAUGCCCUCCUCCCCCCCUCCCCCCAUACCGCCACCGGACAUGCGGUGCAUCGCGCACCUCGACAUGGACUGCUUCUACGCCCAGGUGGAGGCGGUGCGGCUCGGCGUGGACUGCCGGACAACACCUUUUGUUUGUGUACAGUGGGGCAGCUUCAUCGCUGUCAACUACCCAGCCCGCGCCCUCGGUGUGCGACGCUUCCGGCAGACCCUCGAAGACGUCCGAAAGGAACACCCCGACUUGAAGAUGGGCCACAUCGCGACCUACAUGAUUGGGGAGCUGGAGUACGGCUACCCCGACGCACCGAGGAUCAACACCCAUAAGGUGUCGCUAGAGCCAUACCGUCACGCGAGUCGGCUGAUCUUUGCGAUUCUGCGAUCGGAACCAGGUGUGGUGGUGGGGAAGGCCGGCAUCGACGAGGCGUACAUCGACGUGACGGAGGCGGCGCAGCGGGAGCUGGCGGCGGUGCGUGCGGCGGCCGGCGGCCCCGACGUCGCGCUGGACGCGCUGCGGGACGUGAUGGAGCCAUCGACGCGGUUGAUCGGGGACCGGCGGGCGGAGAUGCAGGCGUGGUUUGGCGAGCGGGGGACGUCGCUGGAGGCCGUCUUCGACGCGCCGAUGCGUGCGCUGCUGCGUGGGGAGCGCGGGCGUGCGGUGGAGGGCAGCCGCGGGUUCUGCGUGGACGGCGACGACGGUGCCUACGCGGCGCGCUGCCUGCUGCUGUGUGCGGCGUCGCGCGUGGUGCACCGGCUGCGGCAGCGCAUCUACGCGGAGCUGCACUACGACUGCUCCGCCGGCAUCGCGCACAACCGCGUGCUGGCGAAGUGCAUCAGUGCGACGCACAAGCCGAACCAGCAGACGCUGCUGCUGCCGGACCGCAGCGCGAGUGCUCUAUUCGAGCUGCCACUGACCCGGCUGCGCGGGUUUGGCGGGAAGUUCGGUGCUGCGGUGAGCGCGGUGUGCGGCGGUGCGACGGACUGCCGUGACCUGUGGAUGGUGCCGCUGCCGCAGCUGUACGCGUUGGAUAGCUCCGCGUUUGCACCUGGCGAUGACGACGAUGGCGGCGACGACGAGGAUGGCGGAGGCAGCGUCGCGCAUGCGCGUACAAAGCAAAGGAGGAUAGACGCAACCGAACCGGAUAGGGUCAUCCACGGCGGUGGUGACAGGAGCCCCUCCGGCGUGGCAGAGUACACGUUUUUUCGCCUUCGCGGCGUCCACGGCGACAAGGUUGCCGAUCCGGCUCUCCCGCGCUCCAUGGAGGCCAGCAAGAUUUUCCACCCCUCGUGCGAGUCGUGGCGGGCGGCGCGUCUGUGGAUGCCGCCGCUAGCGGCUGAGCUGUGGCACCGCUUCCGCCACUACGAGUCCUGCUACUACAAAAGCGGCCGCAGCGUCGUCGUGUACUUCAGCACAUACGUGACCGAGGAUGAGAGGCGGCAUGGGUGGCGCUCGCAGAGUUACCGUCGACACACCGCGUUGCCGGUGGAGAUCGACGGGGCGGCGAUGCUGGCGGAGUAUGGACUGCGUGAGUUGGAGAUGCUGAUGCGGGACGUGACCAAGGUGGACAUCGUACCUUUCAAAUGGAACUGGAAGUCUUCUCGAGCACCUUCGACGGAGCACCUUGACGUGUCAACAGCGGCAACAACGGCAGCAACGGCGACAUGUGAAGAAGAGCGACAGGAAGCGACGGCGCCGUACGACACGGAGGACGACAGUAAAGUGCCGAUGCCGCCGCUGCGUGUGAUCGGCCUCUCGAUUAUUGGUCUCCGCUUUCGAAGUGCAGGAGACGAAGGGGCCGAAGGACAGAAUGGUGGCGCUGCGGCCGUCGAGUUGCCCCAGCGAUCGUUGAAAGAUAUGUUUGCCGACAUCUCCGCCACGCACGGCGCAUCUUCAAAAGAGACGACACAGCGGAGCUCCUCGGAAGGAAGGGAGCGAAAGCGCGCGCGGCCAGCUGUUGAUGACGCGCUGUCUGUGGUGGAGGUCGACAGUGGCGAUGAAGCGGACGAUGAGGUGUUCGACAAGGGCGAACAGAGGCCCGUCGACAGCAGCAGCGCCCACAUCAACAACGACGACGAGGCGGAGAAGAAAGGUUUGGCGGACUCAAAAAGCGGCGGAUGCAAAUCUCACUCUUCUGGGGGUGUGGCGUCUCCUCCGUUGUUGCCACCGGCGCCAGCACCGGCACGGCGAACCCUUGAAGAUUUCUUCCACCAUUCUCCGUCGGCGGCGGCAAUUAAGGCGAACGCGAAGUCGGCGAAGGUGACGCCGGCGGAGGAGGGGGAUGGUGAUGGUGCGGACACAGCUGAGGUAAAUCUGAUGGAUCGCCACCACCACCUCUUACGCAGCUCCACGAGCGUCGUCGAGGUCAGCUCUGACGACGACGAGACGCAGGAGGGGGAGGCCACUCGGCGAGGGAAGGAGAAGCCACACGACAGCAGGUGA
Leptomonas pyrrhocoris is the source of this 2679-nucleotide messenger RNA. Its product is annotated as putative DNA polymerase eta. Gene Ontology annotation, molecular function: DNA-directed DNA polymerase activity; damaged DNA binding. The coding region runs from base 247 to 2679 and encodes 810 amino acids. Gene Ontology annotation, cellular component: site of double-strand break; nucleus; replication fork. Lineage: Eukaryota; Euglenozoa; Kinetoplastea; Trypanosomatida; Trypanosomatidae. The transcript has a single exon. The record is from RefSeq and is a predicted model, not a curated record. Gene Ontology annotation, biological process: error-prone translesion synthesis; response to radiation.